UGCCAUUCAACAUCUGUCGACAACUGAAAGACACGAGCGAGAUAAGACGGCAAAACUAACUAAAGUACAUCACGAAUAUCGGUGAACUUUGACUUACAAUCAUGAUUUCGCAGAAUUGAACGAAUGCUUCAAGAAAGAAGAAAGCGGGGACGCGAAAAAGCCGCGUGCAUGGAUCUCACAUACAUCCAUCAUCCCACGCGCGCUGUUCUCCAGGCAAAAUCCAACAUGAUUCGCGUAAUGAAACUGUUCGCGGCGAGGUUUUAAUGGAGGUGGAAGGUGAAUCUCCUGACAGCGAGCUUGAGUUUUAGUCGCCGUUAGUUACAGAUGUACAACAUUUCUCCUCAUCGCAGAGUUCGCAUGGCUCCAGUUGGAGACACCAGAGCUUGGAGAGACAUGUGCGGUCUUUAGCAGCAAUAAUCGCGGGCAGGGAACCAGUCUGAACGGUCGAUAAAAGCAAUAAAUCCACACUGAACAUAAGUGACCCGUCGCGCUAUGAGAAACUUCAGGGAAAGCGCUUCACCGGCGACCGCGCGGAUAAUACGACGCCUCGUACUGUUUUAAAGUGGAGCCUUUCUGACAAACAGGAACUUUUGGGGAUUUAACCUCGACACAGUCGCGGAGAUGACAAGAAAACAGGACGACAUUGCGCCAUCACCUGUUAUCUGAACACUGUGAUUAGUUCUCACAAAAGCACUGAAUCUUUAUUGCCUUUGGACCUGCUUUCUAUACAUUCCGGCGUUGGACAUGGAGACUAGUCAGUUACGGACAGUAGACGGGUUGAUUUCUUAAUGUGCGAGAAUACAUAGCCAUAUCGUUUUUAUUCCUCUCAACACAUUGCGUUCGGUACAUCUGUUAAUUUUGCACUAUGAUGGAACCGCCACCGUGCUCUAAAAAGAGCCUGUCUCUUUCGCUGCCGGUUCCCCGGGAGGGACAGGCGACCCUUAAGCCACCCCAGCAUUUGUGGAGACAGCCACGGACCCCCAUCAAAAUCAAACAUCGCGGUUACUCUGACACCGACCGACAUCACCACCGACAGAUAGAGCGCUCGAAUGCCAUGGACACGAGUGACCGGCCGGGGCUCAAGAAGUCCCGCAUGUCCUGGCCAUCGUCGUUCCACGGAACCACCAGCGCGUCCAUUAGCAACUGCGCUGGGAGUAAGCGCUAUGAUGGGGAGAAUGGGCCCUCUCCUGGCCGCAGCCCUAUGGAUUCGCAGGCGAGUCCUGGGCUGGUGCUCCAUCCCCCCUUCCCUCAGAGCCAGAGAAGGGAAUCUUUUCUCUACCGCUCUGACUCUGACUACGACAUGUCCCCGAAGACCAUGUCACGAAACUCCUCAAUCAACAGCGAGGGUCAUGCUGAAGAUCUCAUAGUCACCCCUUUUGCUCAGGUGUUGGCUAGUCUACGAACUGUCAGAAGCAACUUCACCAUUCUCGCCAACGUCACGACUCCCACUAACAAGAGGUCACCAGUGACCAGCCAACCAACGGUUCCCCCAGCAACGCUCUCAGAUGAGACAUACCAGCAGCUGGCUCGGGAGACUCUGGAGGAACUUGACUGGUGUUUGGACCAGCUGGAGACCAUUCAGACCCACCGCUCUGUUAGCGAGAUGGCUUCCAACAAGUUCAAGAGGAUGUUAAACAGGGAACUGUCUCAUCUGUCUGAGAUGAGCCGAUCUGGGAAUCAGGUGUCCGAAUACAUCUCCACUACGUUCCUAGACAAGCAGAACGAGGUGGAUAUUCCCUCUCCUACGCUUCGGGAGCGAGAUAAACCAAUGUCUCACAUCAGCGGAGUCAAGAAGCUUACACAUAGCUCGAGCCUCACUAGUGCAGCCCUGCCCCGCUUCGGGGUCAAAACCGAGCAGGAGGACGCACUGGCUAGGGAGCUGAAUGAUUUAAACAAGUGGGGCCUUAAUAUCUUCCAUGUGGCAGAGUACUCUAAUAACAGACCUCUAAGUUGCAUGAUGUUUGCUAUCUUCCAGGAAAGGGAUCUAUUGAAGACAUUUGGGAUCCCAGUGGAUACGUUUAUCACCUAUGUAAUGACACUGGAAGACCACUACCAUGCCAACGUGGCCUAUCACAACAGCCUGCAUGCCGCCGAUGUCACACAGUCAACGCACGUGCUGCUCUCCACACCGGCACUGGACGCUGUUUUCACUGAUCUUGAAAUCCUGGCUGCAUUGUUCGCUGCUGCCAUUCAUGAUGUAGACCACCCUGGAGUUUCCAACCAGUUCCUCAUCAACACCAACUCAGAAUUGGCAUUAAUGUACAACGAUGAAUCUGUACUGGAGAACCACCACCUGGCUGUAGGCUUCAAGCUUCUACAUGAGGAGAACUGUGACAUCUUUCAGAACCUCACCAAACGGCAACGGCAGAGUCUGCGCAAGCUGGUCAUUGACAUGGUUCUGGCAACAGACAUGUCAAAGCAUAUGAGCUUGCUGGCAGAUCUUAAGACAAUGGUGGAGACCAAGAAAGUGACCAGUUCAGGAGUGCUGAUGCUGGACCAUUAUAAUGACCGAAUACAGGUCCUGAGGAACAUGGUGCACUGUGCUGACCUUAGUAACCCAACGAAGCCCCUGGCAGUGUACAGGCAGUGGACUGAGCGCAUUAUGGAGGAGUUCUUCCGGCAGGGCGAUAAAGAGCGAGAGCGUGGGAUGGAAAUCAGCCCCAUGUGUGACAAACACACUGCGUCUGUGGAAAAGAGUCAGGUGGGCUUUAUCGAUUAUAUUGUGCAUCCCCUGUGGGAGACCUGGGGGGACUUGGUCCACCCUGAUGCUCAGGAAAUUUUGGACACCCUUGAGGACAACCGGGACUGGUACCAAAGCACCAUUCCCCAGAGCCCGUCACCACCGCCUGACGGCCCAGAAAACGAGCUUGAAUCCUGCACGAGCAAAUUCCAGUUUCAGCUCACACUGGAGGGAGAAACAGGACAGGUCGGCUCUCCCAGUCACAACCACAUAGGCAACCACGGUCAGGAGGCGGACAAAGGAGACGAGGAGGCGGUGGAGGCUGAGGCGGAAGAACAAAUGGAGGAUGGGGAGGAGGUAGCGGUCGAGAGGUCGGGACGGAGGAGACUGCAGGUUCAGUCAGUAGUCGAGGAGGAGGACGAGAGACAGUCCGAUGAGAGCCCCGUGGAGGAGACGGAAGAGGAGAAGUCGUCCUCUCCAACCGACGACACGUAAUACGUGCGACUCCUUCAGAAACCCUACCGUUCACAUAGGACUCUUCUGUUUCUGAUAGCUAGAUAAACAGAUGAAGUCGUGCGCACCGAUCCAAUAAGACGUUUCAUUUUAUUUUUCAAAAAGGGAACAAAAUAAUAUUGAUAUCAGAGAAGUAUUUAACACAGCAACUGUAGAUUACGAGCGUGAGCUGGAGUCCAUCCAGCAGCGAGGGUGAAUUCGGAUGGAGAAACAGAAUUAUGGCGUGGGGUUUGUAAAGGGCCAUUACGUCAGUGUAGCACUCUGGAAUUUGCACACAUACGCAUACACACAUUCGCAGACGUACUGUACGUGAAUUUCGACCGCAAAACAACGACGCAGGCUGUGUGUCUGCGUAUGUGUUCAGGGGGCCUGAAAGAAAUCUCUUUGGGGAAAAAGCCAUCUCAAGAAGGAGCAUCAGUGUCAAUAAUCAGCUUUGAAAGCAUUCCAACAGGGACUUAAAUCCUCCGAAAUCUGAGCGACUUUUUUUUUUUUUUUUGUCAAUUUCUGUCAUAGCGAGAACACAGUUGCAUCUGCUGUCCAAAAUGAGGAUGUCGGAAGGAUUAGCUGGUCCCACCCUCUCUUACCCUUUACCCAGGAGUGCUACCGGUGCAAGAUGGCUGUGUGCCUUUCUGAACCACCAGCUUCACCUCUGGAGCUGUUGUGAAGCAAUGCAUCAUGGGACAGGAGUGUCUGCUUUUGUCGUCAUCUUUGAUUGUCUCGUUCUCUUUUUAAGCAAUCUCCAUCGAUCGCGGUUUGUGCCGACAUCGUCUUUGUGAUAAUUCCUGCUUUCAUCUGUCAACCGAGCAUUAGGAUUUAGCACCGUCACCGCUCAUGGACUGCCCUCACUUUCCAUGCGAAUAAUAAAUGAUAGUCACUUUCCGAGGAUAAGCCAUGUGACGCUUUGAAGCAUAUGUUUUGCCUUCUUUUUGUUUUGUUUUGUUAAAUCCGUUCCUGCCAAAUUUGUAAAAGUAACAGUCUCCUCAAUCGCAGCACAGACUCUCUCACCUUCACCCACUCACGCUGGUAAUACAUUCUCUGUCUACGCCACAACACACCACAUUACGUUUUGCCAAAGGAACGAGUGCUUAGCUGAUAAGUUGGAGAAGCAAAUGAUUAGCGAAAGAGUCACGUGCAGCCAUAUUGAGUUUUUUGCCUUAAUGUCAACUGCAGGGUUUCUACCUGUCACAUUGUUGAAUAAUAAGAUGUUGGCAUUAUAUCCCAGACUACUUGUUUCAUGUCUAUAUAUGCCUUGCUAAAUGUCUGUGAGUGCACAAUAGCUCCAUCUGGAGGCGUAGGGUAGUUUUUUGUUGUUGUUUUUUUCUGCAUGGCAAAUAAACAAUAGCAGACGGUUCAUACAGAGGAAGCAGGUCGUAUCUUUUCGUGAUGUCUGUUUGACUUUUCACCAAGGCAGAAAGAGAGAGACAGAAAGUAAGAGAAUGAGAGAGUUCUCAGGUUGAUGUUUGAUUUUUGCAAUAUUGCCUCUCUCUCAUCUCAGAGCAUUUUUAGUUUGGUCGUAGUUCAGUUUAAUAAACCAAUUGUUGCUAUAUUGAGGGGCAGCGUUUGUAAGCAUUCCUCUUGAAAUAUGAUGACAAGCUAGUUUCUGCUGGUCAGUAGCUUAGCUUUACUCAAGCCUCUGUCUGUCAGAGCAGUGAAACUAGUACAUAGAUGAAAAGUGUACUUGUCUGUGACGGGAUUAGGGGAUGUCAUGGAAUGGAUUUUCAUUUCGUUACACGAUUGGUUUGUGCAAGCUAACGUCAUUCCCAUUCCAUUUGCCCAUGUCUUACCUUACAAUGCUUUGUUGUGUGGCUUUCGUUAAUGUUGUGAGCACUACGCUAACAAAUAAUAUUUGCCAUUUUAACACGACACUGUAGCAAUUGUUUCUUAUUAAGAAAUUAUUCAAAUUAAUUCCUUGCUGCCAUUCUUUUUGGAUAUCAAAAGGAAAAAAAAACAAGUGUUUUCUUUGAACAGUUUGUGUACAGUUUUUAUUUUUGUAUCAUUCUGGUUUGAUGGUUUAAGAAUCCAAACUACUAAUAUAAAUAGUAGACGAAAUCACUGCUUGUUUUGUAUAUACUGUAAUGUUGAAUUGUAAAUUUUGAGAUCUCUCGGAAUCGAUCACUGUCACAAUGAGUCACUUUUAGUUGUAAUGAAGUGUAGUUGAAUAGGCCGUCCCCUUUCUUUCUCCUGCCAUUGAUUUGGGGGAUUUUAGUCAACCUCUCAUCACCUUUAAAUGUGAAUAUUUGAAUUGUAUUGGAAAACAGACUAAUCAUCAUCAGUUAUUUAUAAAACUUGUCUUUACCAGCACUUUAUUUUGUCUGUAGAAAGGUGUUGUGAGAUGGCUGACAUCAAGGGGAAUGGUAUGGCAUGGCACAGGGGGAGCACUUUAAAUGGCUUGGCCCAAAUGUCGUCUUUUUUGGUCCUCGACGGCAUUUCCUGCUGAAGCUGUGAGCAACAUCGGCUACUCUGUGUCAAUAAUCUGCACUGUAAAGGCUUUUAAUGGGGGUUUGAAAUACUGUACUUCUGUGAGGUUAAUGACCAAGAGACAGUCAGAAAGAUGCUUAAUCAGAGAAUAGUUUUUCUUUGUACUUUAAAGUCAUGCCUCAUGAGACUCUCCAAUGAAAUUAUUCUCUGGGCUUUAAAUAAUAUGUUACUUGUUCACAGGUUAUGGUAAUAAUAGAAAUGAAAAAGAAAACACAGGAAAAUGAUUGUAAGAUUUGUACAUUAUAUUGCUGUAAUGUGUAUAAUGUGUCCAAGUUAUUUUAUAUUAUAUUAUUUUUAUGAAAGGUUUUCCUCUGAGAGAACUGAGUUGUCAUUUUGUGAAUAAAAUGCAUUUAAUAAGCAAACGGCUAUAUAUAAAAACACAAAUAUAUAAAUAUAUACCAGUAUAUUUUUUUCUUUAACUGUUCAGUACUGUAAAGUGUGUUGAAAAUACAAAUAAAGGACGAUUUUUCUAAUAAAUGCAA
Messenger RNA from Pimephales promelas (fathead minnow), 6153 nucleotides. RefSeq names its product phosphodiesterase 4A, cAMP-specific (gene pde4a). Gene Ontology annotation, molecular function: 3',5'-cyclic-nucleotide phosphodiesterase activity. The record is from RefSeq and is a predicted model, not a curated record. Gene Ontology annotation, biological process: signal transduction. NCBI's taxonomy places the organism in Eukaryota, Metazoa, Chordata, Actinopteri, Cypriniformes, Leuciscidae.